AUGUCUUUCCAAAACUUCGAUUCCUUCCCCAACCAGGCCGAUGGUGCCGCUCCCGGCCCCGGUGCUCCCGAUGCCGACACUGCCAUGGCCGGUCAGCCCGAUAUGGCCGCUGCCUCCUUCCAGGGUCCCGCUCCUGGUGAGCCCAACUCCGCCGGCCCUCAGCAGGGCGCCGAUGGCAAGACCACUCUCUGGAUGGGUGAGCUCGAGCCCUGGAUUGAUGAGAACUUCAUCCGCAACCUCUGGUUCCAGAUGGGUGAGCAGGUCAACGUCAAGAUGAUCCGUGACAAGUUCUCUGGGAGCAAUGCUGGAUACUGCUUCGUGGACUUCUCCUCCCCUGCCGCCGCCGCUAAGGCCCUUUCCCUGAACGGCACCCCCAUGCCCAACACCAACCGGGUCUUCAAGCUGAACUGGGCUACCGGCGGCGGUCUUGCUGACCGCAGCCGUGACGACCGUGGUCCCGAGUACUCCAUCUUCGUUGGUGACCUCGGCCCAGAGGUCAACGAAUACGUUCUCGUCUCUCUCUUCCAGAGCCGCUUCCCCUCGUGCAAGUCCGCCAAGAUCAUGACCGACCCCAUCAGCGGCAUGUCCCGUGGCUACGGCUUCGUCCGUUUCUCUGAUGAGAAUGACCAGCAGCGUGCCCUCACCGAGAUGCAGGGUGUCUACUGUGGCAACCGCCCCAUGCGUAUCUCCACCGCUACCCCCAAGAACAAGGGCCCCGGUGUUGGCGCCAACAUGGGUAUGGGUCCCGGCCCCGCCGGCAUGUACCCUCCCAUGGGCGGUCCCCCCCAUGCCCUUCUAUGGUGCUCCCCAGCCCAUGAACCAGUUCACCGACCCCAACAACACCACUGUCUUCGUUGGUGGGAUUCGGCGAGAUCACAUACGUCAAGAUCCCCCCCUGGAAAGGGCUGCGGCUUUGUCCAGUUCGUCCAGCGCCACGCUGCCGAGAUGGCCAUCAACCAGAUGCAGGGAUACCCCAUCGGUAACUCUCGCCCCCUACCGCCCCGCUCCCCCGCCUCCCCCAUGUACCCCUCCAUGGGCAUGCCCCCGGCUCACCAGUAUGGCGGGUUUGCCCCGAUGAAGGUUAGCAGUCACCCCGGCAGCCCGGCCCCAGAACACUCUUGA
Messenger RNA from Penicillium cosmopolitanum, 1122 nucleotides. RefSeq names its product RNA-binding protein. Gene Ontology annotation, molecular function: mRNA binding. Lineage: Eukaryota; Fungi; Ascomycota; Eurotiomycetes; Eurotiales; Aspergillaceae. The transcript has 6 exons. The record is from RefSeq and is a predicted model, not a curated record. Gene Ontology annotation, biological process: mRNA splice site recognition. Bases 1 to 1122 code for a protein of 373 amino acids. Gene Ontology annotation, cellular component: cytosol.